AUGAACGUCCCUGAGCUCUUUGAACAAGCGAAUACGCCAGCACUCCUAGGCUCUCUGUUUGUUCUCUUAGAUAAAGCGUCGACACGCACCUCAGAAACCAUCGUUUCUACUUGUCUCACACGCAGCAUAAAAGCAUCCAUGCACAAUGUGCUAGCCGCUUGGAAACUAGCUGCAACAUUAAGCCAGUCCCUUCCGAAGUGUACAGACAGUUUUAUGCUAAGAAACGCCGUACGGUUAGAGAAGCUGUAUGACGACGCCUUCAUAGGCAUUUCUCGUGAAAUGGAGGUUUCUCAUGCAGGAUUCUUCCAUGAUCCUCAGAGGGCCUCGUUAACGAAGGUCCUUGUCCUUUCUUAUGGCGAUUUUGCUCUAAGAAUGAUCAGUAUCAGCGGGAGCCAUCAGAUCAAGUCAACCACCUUUUCCACACUUUUAUGCCUUCUAGCGUGGCCCCAGCGCGCGAUUCUUUCUCAUAGCGGCGAACCAUCAGUCGCAGAACUCCACAGAGGGUUCGAUACCAUCUCAUCUGUCUUCACGUUACUACUUCGCUUACAACAAUGUGCUCACGUGCGAACAUUCCUCCGCAGUAGGGCUGCUGAAAUACGUGCAGCGUGCUUCUCAGUUGUUAUUGCAGUGACAUACGUCGGUGCCAGUUUGAACAAAUGCCGUAUCGAUAACUUGAUCACCAUUGCAGCGUCACUAUUUAGUUUUGUUAUCCUCGCAUUAGAAAGUAGAGCGAUACGCUACGAGGCAGGGGCAGAAUUACUUCGGAUAUUUGUCGCAUUCAAGUGUAUGGCAGAAUCUAGACUUUUCGAACAUGUAGAGCUAUCUGUGCUCGAUGGGUACUUGGUUAUCUCAUCUAUUGGACAAGUUCUUGGCGUAUCGUCCUCUGCAGCCUGUAUCAAUUUCUGGAAGGAUCAUCCUGUCAUAGGAAACAUACGAUUUAGUAAGUUUCUGCAUAACUUUGCCCGUACUUGUAGUUUGUUCUUUGCUUUAUGUGUUAAAAGCACUCUUUCUCUUCCAUCUGGCUUGAGCCAGUAUGAAAUCCCAGUCGGUGAACAGGUGUCUCCUCUUCGAAAUGAUGUCUGCCCUGUUCUUUUCUAUCCCGUGGCCGGGCUCAUUGAGCUUAUGAUCUCUUGCAGCAAAACGCUGUUGGAGAAACUCAUAACAACACCUUCUUUCAACGACUUGGCAGCAAUCUCAACACACUUUCUUCUGGCGUGCACUACCAUUCUUGAAAUGAACUUUGGUCUUUUCAAUGGUUUGAAGACAGCGCUUUUCUGGCCGCUUGUCCAGCUCCUCACUGUACCUGCGGAUGCGCUCACCAUCAUAAAGCCACACCUUUAUAACUGCUUAGCCUCGCUUCUCGCUGAAUCAUCUCUUACCUUUCCCAUCGACAAUCGCCUCCACAAUGAGCGGUUUCAUAGCUUUACAACACUGGUUUUGACCAUGUAUCAGGACUUUUUGGAUUUAGUGUCAGUCGCCAAGGGCUUGGCCAAACAGACUCAUUCUCAUCGUAACUUGCCAGAGCUUGCAAAGCUACUUCGUGCCCUUUGUAGUUCUGGUAGCAUUCGGCUACUUGCUGCUCAUGCAACGGUAUUUCAAGACGCUGGAUGCCCUCUACUUACAGAUAUUAUAUCUGUAUGUCUUCGUGUUGUGUCUAUACUCUCCCAUAAUUCACGGGAAGCCCUCGUUGUUCAGGGCGAACAAGCGAACGGUUACUCUACGAAGGAGUACCCUUACGUAAUGGAAUGUGUACACCAACAGACAUUGCUAUCCUUUGAGAGUUUGGAGUUAUACACAUUCCUACUAGAAGGCUUGACGCAUCUGUGUCUGACUCCCAUCAACGGGCAGCUAAGCUCUGCCCUACCUUUGACAAUACACUUUCUUGAGAUAGCCCUGACAGAUCAAUUACUUGUGGCGGACCAUCUUCGCCGCCUCGCUAGCUGUCGCCGCCUUAUUUCUGCUGCCCUUUUGCCAGCUACUCCUCUGAUGUACCUCUAUGGGAUGCAGGUCAGUUCUGACCUGAGGCUUGCCUAUGGCAUUGCUGACCCUUCUGAGAUAUCAUUAGAAAGUGUGCUUACCAUGGCAGGAAACGCUCCUCUUACAGAACCUGGAUUGAAGCAGCAUCGUCCUGGCCUCCUUCCAUAUCUUCCAAUUGUUUCUAUCAGUGGAGAUGCGCAACCGCCACAUUCAGACGUCAACGCCGACAAUGGUAUUUCAUCUGACCCGUCACUUAGUAUUGGUGCUCAUUCAGUCUUCGCCACUCCAUGUGUGACGGAGGACAUGUCCGUAGUCUCCUCAACGCCUGCUCUCCCCUCCGCUACCAGUUUAGCUACCACGCAGCUAAGUAUGCAAUCGGUAAGAUCAGCUGUUGCCAGUAUAGACUCCAUUGUGGCAGGUACUAAAAAGCAAAGUGGCGAGGCGCUCAUAAGCAAUGACGCAGCACCUGCUCCUCUUAUCUUGGACUCUUCCGAAGACGAUGAAUGA
Messenger RNA from Giardia duodenalis, 2484 nucleotides. RefSeq lists its product as uncharacterized. The record is from RefSeq and is a predicted model, not a curated record. NCBI's taxonomy places the organism in Eukaryota, Fornicata, Diplomonadida, Hexamitidae. The coding region runs from base 1 to 2484 and encodes 827 amino acids. The transcript has a single exon.